Messenger RNA from Prunus armeniaca (apricot), 882 nucleotides. Lineage: Eukaryota; Viridiplantae; Streptophyta; Magnoliopsida; Rosales; Rosaceae. The record is from the annotation of a GenBank genome assembly.
AUGGCUUCGUUCACUCAACCCGAAGACGACUCAGUUCCGACCACCGGGUCAACUCGCCCAUUCGACGACGAUGGUUACCUAGGCUACGAUCCCCGUCUCCCCUCCGUGCGAUUCGACUCCUUCGUCGCCACUAACUUUGCCGACUCGGAGUCGGUCAAGGAUUCGGCCACUGACUCGCCGCUCUUCCACGGCUCCGCCGUAGAUGACGCGUACGCCGCUCAGCAGGCGACGGAGGGCCUUUCUCCUCCGUCGAUCUACCCUGAAUCGAACGGCCAGGGCUUCGAUGGAGGGUUCGGCGAAUCCAACGAUCCGAUUUUGCCGCCUCCGUCGGAUAUGCUGCCUGAGGAAGGCUUUGCUCUCAGAGAGUGGAGGAGACAGAAUGCAAUUGAGCUGGAGGAGAAGGAGAAGAGGGAAAAGGAGUUGUUAAUCCAAAUAAUUGAGGAAGCAGAUGAAUUCAAGAUUGACUUCUACCAGAAGAGGAAGAUCACUUGUGAGAAUAACAAAGCUGCUAACAGGGAAAGGGAGAAGCUGUUCCUGGCCAGUCAAGAGAAGUUCCAUGCUGAGGUAGACAAGAACUACUGGAAGGCAGUUGCAGAUCUCAUUCCCAAUGAGGUGCCAGCUAUAGAGAAGAAGAGAGGGAAGAAGGAUCAGGAAAAGAAACCUUCCAUUAUCGUAGUACAAGGUCCAAAGCCUGGAAAGCCAACUGAACUUUCAAGGAUGAGGCAGAUACUUAUAAAAUUGAAGCAUAAUACGCCUCCCCACCUUAAGCCUACACCCCCAGCACCAGCCCCUGCUAAUGAUGCUAAACCCAGUAGUUCUUCUGCUCCACCCAAGGCUGCUGCUGUGGUAGCUGCCUCUGAGGCUGUAGUUGCUGCUGCAUAA